Mercenaria mercenaria is the source of this 2471-nucleotide messenger RNA. RefSeq names its product ras-related protein Rab-7L1-like. The transcript has 6 exons. Gene Ontology annotation, biological process: vesicle-mediated transport. Gene Ontology annotation, molecular function: GTP binding; GTPase activity. The coding region runs from base 209 to 835 and encodes 208 amino acids. The record is from RefSeq and is a predicted model, not a curated record. Lineage: Eukaryota; Metazoa; Mollusca; Bivalvia; Venerida; Veneridae. Gene Ontology annotation, cellular component: Golgi apparatus; trans-Golgi network; vesicle.
UACAACACCGGGAAGUAAAUCACGAUCUUCAAUCACAAACGGGUAGACAAGCUUACUGCAGCUGAGUUGCUGCUUUUUUAAUUUCUGACAUUUGCAGCCCCUGCAAAUUUGACCAUCACAAUACUGUAUUCUCAGAUGGUUAUGGACAGAUUGCUGUAAAAAAUGAAGUAAGAAUGACAAUAGAUACAGAAAUAGUUUAAAAUACAAGAUGACAGAGGUGUUGUUUAAGGUAUUGAUUAUUGGUGACCCUACAGUGGGAAAGACAUCAUUUGUGCAGAGAUAUGUUAAUAACUUAUUCAGAAGAGAUUAUAAAAUGACUAUAGGAGUUGAUUUUGCCUUGAAAGUUAUAAAAUGGUCUGAUUCACAGAACAUCAAGUUACAACUCUGGGAUAUUGCUGGUCAGGAGAGAUUCACUUCCAUGACCAGAGUGUACUACAAAGAUGCUCAUGCUUGUAUAGUCAUGUUUGACCUCACCCAGCGGCUCACUUUCCAAAAUACAGUUAAAUGGAAGAAAGACCUUGACACCAAAUGUUCACUUCAGGAUGGGUCACCUGUUCCUUGUCUACUAUUAGCAAAUAAAUGUGAUUUGAACCACCGUGAAGUGGAGCAACCUGAGAUAGAGGAGGUUUGUAAGGAGCAUGACUUUGUUGGCUGGACAGAGAUUUCAGUGAAAGAAGGUUUAAUGGUGGAAGAAUCUAUGAGAUUUUUGAUAGAGGAGAUGAUGGCAAAACAUGCAACACUAGAUGAUUUUUCCGAGUCACUACGCAUGUCAACGUCACCUACGAUACGUCCACAAGCUAGUGAUAAGCCAGCAACUUCAGGGUGUAGUUGCUGACCAAACAUUUAUGUCUAAAGUAAUCCAAGACCUUACAUCUAUAGUUUUACCUGAUAUUAUCUAACAUCUCUGUUAUAAUACAGUCAUGACAUUGCGAAAAUAACAGAAACUUUUCAGUGCAACUUAUGUAAGUAAUUGAUUUAGUAUCAGUUUUUAAUGUAUUUUAGUUCUCGUGUAUUACCAAUAUGUGUUAUCCAGGAAAUGGGAUAAGCGUGAUCCUUGUUGAGUAAUAACUCUAGAAUCACUUAUGCAUUUCUUUUACAGUUUGCAGAGUUUGCAAAAUUCACUUGUAGUAAACAUUUUAAAAUAUUACCAGUAAUAACUUUUUGGAUCAAAAUUCAACUUACUUAAUGAUAUUGAUGAAAGACAAUCAAUAAAAAAGUAACAUAAUAAAUCCAUUUAUGUUUCAUGGCAUGUCUUUAAUAAAUGCGGGUUUGACAUAUUUUAAAUUGUUUUAGAUACUGUCAGAUUUAACAGGGUUAUACACUAAUGGUUGUUGUUUUCCUCAUAUUUUACAUUUGAAAGUGAAAAUAAUGUCUUGUUCAGUUAUUUUAUACAAAUACCUUUGAAACUGAAUGGUCUGCUGCUAGACACUGUUCAAAGCAAAUUAUUCAUGCUGUUGAAAUAUAUCCAUUUAUGCAACAUAUAAAGCCAUCAUCUACAGUUUCUUUUUUAAACAUAAUUGAGCCGCGUCAUGAGAAAACCAACAUAGUGCGUUUGCGACCAGCAUGGAUCCAGACCAGCCUGCACAUCUGCGCAGUCUGGUCAUGAUCCAUGCUGUUUGCUUUCAAAGCUUAUUGCAAUUAGAGAAACCAUUAGCGAACAGCAUGGAUCCAGACCAGACUGCGUGGAUGCGCAGGCUGGUCUGGAUCCAUGCUGGUCGCAAACGCACUAUGUUAGUUUUCUCUUGGCGUGGUUCAGAAGUCAUUAUCAUACCUUUUUAGAUGGAUAAUUAAUUCACUUAAAUGUUUUAGACUAUAAAAUUAUUGUGAUGUGUAGAGCUUAUUCUCUUACAAUGCCCAAGAAUCCUAAAGUAAUGUUAAAUGGCUAUUUCAAAAAGUUCUCUUAAUUGUUUGGCUCUGAAGGACAUUUAUUCAUUAAUUUCAUUGCAGUAUCUUGCUGGCAAGUAUAAUUAUGCUGAACAUUUUUGCAAUAUUCUCAUCAUGAAAUAAUUGCACUGCAGAAUGUAUCAUGAAAACAUAGGUCUUACACUACCACUAUAAUUUUGGGCCUCAUUUCUGAGCUGAUUUUACAGAGUGUUGGACAGAAAGUAUUUUUUUCUUGCAUCAAACAUGACCUUCAAUGUUCUUUUUUAUUUAGCACUGACACUGUUCUUCAGUAAAUGUAGAUUACAUGAUUUUCUAAAUAGGACCUGGAGAAGAAGUUUGUUAAUUUUAUAAGGAAUAUAAAGUUCAGCAAUUUGGUAUGUUAAUGUCUUAGGAAAACAAUUGUCUUCAAACCAUAGAUUUGUAUUUUUAAGCUUUUCCUGCACUUAAGAUGUUUCCAUACCUCAUGUUUUUAUUUCGAUGUAAAUGAGGUGUGAAACCAAAAUUUGUAGUCCUGUUUGGCGCCAUAUAACCUAUACUGUGUUGGUGCGCCGUAAAACCCAAAUAAAUAAAUAGAUAAAUGCACUUAA